Molecule: messenger RNA, 2431 nt
Organism: Cynara cardunculus var. scolymus (artichoke)
Lineage: Eukaryota; Viridiplantae; Streptophyta; Magnoliopsida; Asterales; Asteraceae
Product: protein disulfide-isomerase 5-1
Exons: 4
Coding region: 147-515 (122 amino acids)
Biological process (GO): protein folding
Cellular component (GO): endoplasmic reticulum
Molecular function (GO): protein disulfide isomerase activity
Source: RefSeq, a predicted model, not a curated record
AAUUUAUAACCAUAAAAUUCUCAAAGUUUGAGGGACGCAUCAGAAGCCGGGUUUCCUUUUUAUGUGGAUCGAUCGGAAAACGACUGACGGUGGCAAAAUCUUCCGUACACUAGACUGAAUUUCAUCUGCCAUCCAAGUAAGCCGCCAUGAAAGCCGAUCAUCGGUUGCUUCUAAUCGUUACACUACUAAUUUCAUCACUACUUCUCUCGACUUUGGUACACGUUUCGAGAGCUGAAGUCAUAACCCUAACCGAAACUACCUUCUCCGACAAGGUGAAAGAGAAAGACACUGCUUGGUUUGUGAAAUUCUGUGUCCCAUGGUGUAAGCACUGUAAGAGCUUGGGUUCAAUGUGGGAGGAUCUUGGAAAGACUAUGGAACUAGAGGAUGCGAUAGAGGUCGGUGAGGUGGACUGUGGUGCUAACAGACCUCUUUGUUCGAACGUUAAAAUUGGAUCGUACCCCACAUUCAAGCUUUUUUAUAAUGGAGAAGAAGUUGCUAGAUAUCGAGGUUUUUAGAUGUGCAAUUAGAUAUCAGUUGAGUAACUGGAAUGCCCAAGACGUGAUUGAAUGAACAUCAUGGUAUGAGUAUUAGAGUCAGUAAUAUGUUUUUUUAAUGUAAGCUUAAGCAGCAAAAGUAGUGAAUGUGAUUGACAUGAUAUAUGACGAGCAGUGUCUUGGAAAAUAGAUAAACCAAUCUUAUUACUUGUAGCCGUUCAUGCAAGUUGAAUUUGACAGCAACAAUCUUUGUAAGUUGGAGCAACCAAUUAGUCUGCUAUGGGGCCUUUAACAUAAUGAUAUGUUAGAACACGCAAUUAACACCUCAGCUGCAUCAAAGGUUAGCUGAUAUGCCUCCUUAGUCCUUAUAGCUUGUGCUAUGCGUAGAUGGGUGAGAAAGGGUUGGAGAUAUGCUUCUUUACUGGUUUUCUUAUGAACACUGCUGCAUUGACAUGGAAGUUGAAUAGGGAGUGGUGGAGGGUAUUUUGUAUUAGCCGCAAGAUCUCAUUAAAUGGUCGUGUAAAUAAUCAUUGGGUUGUUUGCUUCCACUUAUGGAACCUUUUAAUGACUCAACUGCUGAUGGAAUAAGAUGUAGGUUGAUUAAGAUUUCUUUCCUCAUUCUCUCACCCAUUAGACUAGUUAAUAGCCAUACCCUUGAUUAAUCAAUUAGUAGUGACUCCUAACAUGAUUAUCAACAACUACUCCUUUAUUCCAAAAAAGUAUGAAGUUUGAUUUGGCACAUGGUAUAAUAAGUCAUUCGACUAAUAGUCAAAUAUCAUAAAUACCCUGUUAAUAAAACUAAAUUGAGAAAACUUGUGGACCAAAAUCAGUUUCUUAAAUAUCUUGUAAUAACUGUUAAUAAGCAAAUAGAGAAAGAUGGGCUGGAAUCUUUUCAAAAAAGAAAUGUUGCAUCUUUUUGGAGAACCCAAAAUAGAAAGUGUUGCAAAUCUUUGUUGGACAGGGGGAGUAUAUAGUUUCUCAUUCAUGGUAUAUAGGCAAUCUCUGCCUACAGUAAAGUUGCACUCAACGAGCCAAAAAUCAUUCUAUUUUGCACUGAUGCACACUAAAAUCAGAUCUCCUUACAUCCCCAGAAAGAACUAGAAAAAUUCCUUACUCACUUGCCAUUACGUGUCAUGUUGCAAAGUUCUGCCAUUGAUUUCAGAUUCUUUUUUCUUAAGGCCUUCAAUUUGACCAGGAAAAUAAGAUUAAAAAAUAAAUUAAAUCUGUAAAUGAUAAUCUUCUUCAGACUACUACCUGCAAGGUCGAAAUUGCCGUGCAAGUGGGCGUUAUGUAUCAGCAUUGAGAUUUGAGAUGGUGAUCAUGGGAAACGAUGUGCAAAAGUCUAGAGAUGAGUUAUGUAACUUUUUAUAGAAGACCUGAAGUGUUGAAGCCUGUGAAAUAGAAAUGGUUUGAUUCAAGAUAUAGUUGUUAGGUUUUCUUAGGGAAUAUUUGAUAACUGUUCAUUAAAAUGAMAUGUUAACCUCCAAGGGGUUGCACUAGAUAAGCUUGGGACCUGAUAAACAAGUUUUGGUUUACUAUCAACCUUAGGGGCCACAACCCGCUGGUUAGAAGGCCUAUUUGUGGUCUAUGUGGAGGGGUUGCUUUUCAUUGACCCUGUUGACUAGUUGAGCUAAAUGUGCCAGGACCUUAGAAAAAAAGAAUUGCAACAUGUUGCAUUAGUUGGUUCAAAGCCUAAUGCAUGUUAUAUCAAACUGUAUAAUUUUGUUGAAGACCAAUGUGGGGAAAUGAUGUCCGUGGUGUGAAAAAUGUGUUAUACAAGUUUUUCUUUCAAAUGACAACCGAGUACAAAAUCACAACCAUCAUGACUGUGGUUACCGCAGCCAUGUUAUCUCCUUGUUUUAGAUAUCUGAAAAUAAGCAUCUUCAUAUCCAAUAUGUCUGGCAUUGAAAUAACAAUAUCCAAUCGAUUCUUCGGAU